Messenger RNA from Malassezia globosa CBS 7966, 411 nucleotides. RefSeq lists its product as uncharacterized. The record is from RefSeq and is a predicted model, not a curated record. Gene Ontology annotation, cellular component: ribosome; cytosolic large ribosomal subunit. The coding region runs from base 1 to 411 and encodes 136 amino acids. Gene Ontology annotation, biological process: translation. NCBI's taxonomy places the organism in Eukaryota, Fungi, Basidiomycota, Malasseziomycetes, Malasseziales, Malasseziaceae. Gene Ontology annotation, molecular function: structural constituent of ribosome. The transcript has 4 exons.
AUGCCGAAGAUCUACAAGCCCGGGAAGGUUGCUGUUGUGCUCCAAGGCCGCCACGCUGGUAAGAAGGUCGUCGUUAUCAAGCAGCAGGACGAGGGAACCAAGGAGCACGGCUUCCCUUAUGUGGUUGCCGCUGGUAUUGAGCGCUACCCACUCAAGGUGACGAAGUCGAUGAGCUCGAAGAAGAUCGCUCGCCGCAGCAAGAUCAAGCCUUUCAUCAAGGUCAUCAACUACAACCACUUGUUCCCUACGCGCUACGCGCUUGACCUUGAGGGCCUGAAGAGCACAGUCUCGAACGACACAUUCAAGGAGGUGUCGCAACGUGAAGAGGCUAAGAAGGCGAUUAAGAAGCUGUUUGAAGAGCGCUACCAGAGCGGCAAGAACCGGUGGUUCUUCACCCCUCUUCGUUUCUAA